GACUGCAGUUUUAAGGUAACUGACAGUAGUGGAAGUGAGUGGUUAUUACUGCAGGGGAGUGAUCUCCGGCUUUCGAAAUUCACAGGCCACACAGAUUCUCAAGAGAGCCCUGUGAGGACACUGGUAAAACGUCACUGCCUUCAGGACACACCAUGGGUCACAGUGAUCAAGCUGUUCAAAGAAGAGCAAGAUGUUGGGAUAUGUACCAAAGGAGAUUUAGCAGUGUGUCUCAACCAGUCAAUCUUGGCAUGCAUUCUUCAUCCCAUCAGCAGCAAGAUGGAGAUGCAGCAAUGCAGGGUGCCCAUGUGGAAUCUCCAGUAAGAUACACUCCCUAUGCCAUUUCACCCUCUCAUCGGAGAGGCAGUUUUCUUAAACAAGACCAAACCCAUGUCAACAUGGAGAGAGAGCAAAAACCUCCAGAGAGAAGAGUGGAGGUGAACAGGCCUCAUGAGACAUUAGGGAGCUGGUUCAAGAUCACAAUUCCAUUCGGCAUAAAAUACAGUGAGAAAUGGCUGCUGAAUUUGAUUCAGAACAAAUGCAGUGUAUUUUUCAUCCCAGUUGAGUUUCACUAUGAAAAAAUGAAUGCCACCUUCUUUGUGGAGAAUGCCAGCAUCGCCUCUGCACUGAAGAAUGUCAGUGGCAAGAUUUGGGAUGAGGAUAAUGAAAAGAUAUCAAUCUUUGUCUGCCCUGAUGGUAUACCCGACUCUGUGCAGAGGGAGCCAAAGUCGGAAAAGGUGGAGCAGGUAAAGCUGGCUGUGAACCAACAACAAGCUCUUGAUAUCCAGAAACUCCCCGUUUACUCAGACUUUAUGACCUGUGAUACUAAAAUGGUACGGAAUCCUAGAAAGGGCAUGGCUGCCUCCCUGCACGUCCAUGAAGAGAACAUACCUAAGGUGAUGUCUUCAGGGGAGAUGGACAAGUGGAAAGGGAUAGAGCCAGGAGAGAAGUGCAUGGACAGAAGCCCAGUGUGCACCACCUUCCUGGAUAACUCCAGCAACAUAAACUCCAUCCUGGAAUUGUUCCCCAAAUUAUUAUGCUUGGAUGGCCAGCAGUCACCUGGACCAACUCUAUGUGGUCUUGAAGCCCACAAGAGGUUACCAACCUGUAAGGGAAGCUUCUUUGGAUCUGAGAUGCUGAAGAAUCUGGUCCUGCAAUUCCUGCAGCAGUAUUACUUGAUCUAUGACUCUGGAGAUCGACAGGGUCUCCUCGGUGCUUACCAUGAUGAGGCCUGCUUCUCCCUGAGCAUUUCCUUCAACCCUGGGGACUCAGCCCUGAGCAUCUUGUUUAAGUACUUCAAGGAUAACAGGAAUAUAAAAAUGCUCCAGGACCCCUACCUUCGGGGGCAGCUGCUGAAGCACACAAAAUGUGACAUUGUGGACUUCCUCAGUGCAUUGCCCAAGACGCAGCAUGACCUCAGCUCCAUCCUGGUGGACAUGUGGUACCAGACGAAAUGGAUGCUCUGCUUUUCUGUCAAUGGGGUGUUCAAGGAAGUGGAAGGACAGUCUCAGGGUUCUGUUCUCGCCUUCACCCGGACCUUCAUUGCUACCCCUGGUAGCAAUUCCAGUUUAUGCAUCGUGAAUGAUGAGCUCUUUUUGCGGGGUGCCAGCCACCAAAGGACCCAGAGUGCCUUGUUCACCCUAGUGCCCACACCCUUCUCCAGCUUCAUGCCUGCCUUCUCCCAGGAGCAGCAGCAAAUGGGGCAGGGUUUCUCUGCCCAGUCCGGGAUGAACUUCCAGUGGUCUCAGAAGUGCCUUCAUAACAACCAGCAGGACUACAGCAGAGCUGUUCCGGUUCUUGCACCGCCCAAGGUGUACGUCCCUGUGACUGAAUCGGGAGAUCUGGCUGGGGCUAAGAAGCCAAAGCCUAACUCACAGGGCUGACUGUCAUCCUUCCAAAGGGGCCAGUUGUUUUGUAAACUUGUCCACCCCUGCCACCCCCAGGAUCUCUGUUUCUUUUUACAGUAGAGAAUGAUGUUGCCUGUUAUGUCAAAUCCCUGCAAAAUCCAUUUGAUUCAGACAUUAUUAUCUCUGUGUUGAAUAGAAGUAGCAUGAGUGACAUUCUUUUCUUAUUACAGUCUUUGAGGAAAAACUUUUAGUC
Cebus imitator (Panamanian white-faced capuchin) is the source of this 2097-nucleotide messenger RNA. RefSeq names its product nuclear RNA export factor 3 (gene NXF3). The record is from RefSeq and is a predicted model, not a curated record. NCBI's taxonomy places the organism in Eukaryota, Metazoa, Chordata, Mammalia, Primates, Cebidae. The coding region runs from base 153 to 1880 and encodes 575 amino acids. Gene Ontology annotation, cellular component: cytoplasm; nucleus. Gene Ontology annotation, molecular function: RNA binding; protein binding. The transcript is spliced from 21 exons. Gene Ontology annotation, biological process: poly(A)+ mRNA export from nucleus.